GGGUGGAGCCGAUGCUGUGCAAGUCCAGUAGAUCGGUGGGCGGGAUUGCUAGCUGGGGCUUUUAAACGAGGCAAAAUUGCGCGUCUCCCGCGCAGUUCUUGCAGGUCCUUCUUUGCCGUUGCAAUGGCUGGUGUCUCAAGGUACAAUCUGGCCGGCAUGAAGGCGCUCCCGUUGGGGGCUUCGGAGCCCAUUGAUCUGGGCUCGCUGCGGGGAAAGGUGUUGCUGGUUUCCAACGUGGCUUCGCUCUGAGGCACAACGACCCGGGACUUCACUCAGUUCCGUGAACUGCAGCGUCGUUUCGGCUCUCAAGGACUCACCGUCCUCGCUUUCCCCUCUAACCAGUUUGGUCACCAGGAAAAUGCCACCAAUGAAGAGAUCCUGAAUUCCCUGAAAUACGUCCGUCCAGGCAAUGGAUAUGAGCCCAACUUCCCUGUGUUUGAGAAGUGUGAAGUCAAUGGGGAAAAAGCUCAUCCUCUUUUCAAGUUCCUGAAAGAAUCAUUGCCUGUCCCACAUGAUGAUCCUGUGUCUCUGAUGACCGAUCCAAAGUUCAUAAUUUGGUCUCCUGUGUGCCGCAGUGACAUCGCAUGGAAUUUUGAAAAGUUCCUCAUUGGUCGUGAUGGGGUGCCUUUCAAACGGUACAGCAGAAGAUUUGAAACUAUCAAGAUGCAGGAUGACAUUGAAAAGCUGCUUCAGCAAACCGUCUAGAUUGGGCCAGAUAAAAUCUUGAUAAAACUUCCCUACAUCUCUGCUUCGGUCUAGGUUUUUAAAAGUAUAUAAUGCUACCCAUAAUGUAAGUUUAACUGUAACUUUCCAUGUUAAACUAAAUUCAUAAAUCUAGAAAAUGCAGAAGAUAGUCGCUUAUAUAUUGUAGUAGCAAAGCUUCUCUGAAAUAUAAGAAUGUACUAAGCUGCUGUGAUAUAAAGUAAACCUAUAACUCUUCUUUAAAAGGCUUAAGGAUUAAUUAGGACAGUCAUUGGUCUGGAGUUCAUACAUAUUAUGAGUGUCAUUGACCUCUGAUGUAGCAGAGACAAAAUCUGUAUUUUUAACCAAUCUCCAAAUCAUUCAGAUGUAAGGGAAUAGAACUGAAGUGUACUUAGAUUUCUACAAUGUUGUGCCCUUUUCUACAUUUCUUGUUUUGCUGUGGUUCACUAACAGUUCUGCUGCUAAGAUUCUACUCUCCAUCAAAAUUUUAUUUAUGAUGGUGUUUCUUCUAAAUACUUGAUAAGCACCUGAUGUACCUUUAAAAUUUUGCAUGUGAAGUUGUAAAUUAUAGCAAGUAGAACAGUUUGGAAUCAGUGCUUUCAAUGCUACCAUGCACCAAUAAAAUCUUGAAAUUGCAUUAA
Messenger RNA from Pantherophis guttatus, 1343 nucleotides. It is a transcript of the gene GPX1, whose product is annotated as glutathione peroxidase 1. Gene Ontology annotation, molecular function: glutathione peroxidase activity. The record is from RefSeq and is a predicted model, not a curated record. Lineage: Eukaryota; Metazoa; Chordata; Lepidosauria; Squamata; Colubridae. Gene Ontology annotation, cellular component: mitochondrion; cytosol. Gene Ontology annotation, biological process: glutathione metabolic process; hydrogen peroxide catabolic process; response to selenium ion.